Molecule: messenger RNA, 3156 nt
Organism: Brenthis ino (lesser marbled fritillary)
Lineage: Eukaryota; Metazoa; Arthropoda; Insecta; Lepidoptera; Nymphalidae
Source: the annotation of a GenBank genome assembly
AUGGCGGGAGUGGAAAACAGGUUCACAGUUUCGACAGUAGAGCCAGAAUCUAAGAAGAAUGGCAUACAUAUGGGAGCAAGCAUUAUCUCCCGACCUUUACGGUCUUCAGUGGAGAUGGUGGAGCGGGGAGACCCAAAUCCUCAACCAGACACUUGGCUUCAUGAUGCCGGUUGGAGGAGAAAGCGAUCUCUUGCCCAACUCACGAGGGAAGCGCUACCAAGGAUGGAAAAUUAUAGAAAUUCUAAACGGGCCCUCAAAAGGCCGAGUUUAGGAGAACUACAUGGAGAUCACUUGAUUACUGAAGAGGACGAAAAAGAACAACAAAAUAAACAAAGAGAAACAAAAUCACCUACUCCGGCUGUUGGUAUCAAAUUAGGAUGGAUUCAAGGUGUGCUGAUACCAUGUCUACUGAACAUAUGGGGUGUGAUGCUGUUCUUGCGCAUAUCCUGGGUGGUGGCGCAGGCAGGGAUAGGAUUAUCAUUAGUUAUAAUUGCAAUAUCUGCGGUAGUGUGUGUUAUAACCACACUCUCGAUGAGCGCUAUAUGCACAAAUGGAGAAGUCAAAGGAGGUGGUAUUUAUUACAUAAUAUCGAGGUCGCUUGGACCUGAGUUCGGUGCAUCGGUCGGGAUUAUUUUUGCGUUUGCAAAUGCGGUCGCGGCCAGCAUGAAUACUAUCGGUUUCUGCGAUUCUCUCAACGAUCUUUUGAAAAAUCAAGGAGUGAAGAUAUUUGACAAUAGCCUCAAUGAUACAAGACUAGUAGGCACUGUUACUCUCAUCGUGCUGUGCAUCAUCUGCGCGGUCGGCAUGGAUUGGGAGAGUAAGGCCCAGAACUUCCUCAUCGCAAUUAUAAUCGGUGCUAUGGUAGAUUUCGUAGUGGGCACGUUUAUGGGACCAAAAGAUCUGACUGAAGUAGCAGAAGGAUUUGUCGGUCUUUCAACGGAAACUUUAUCAAAGAACUUUUAUCCAGAUUUUCGAUUUAGUGAAGGAAUCAAUCAAGAUUUCUUCAGUGUAUUCGCCAUUUUCUUCCCUUCUGUCACUGGCAUACAAGCAGGUGCUAACAUUUCUGGAGAUCUAAAGGAUCCAGCGUCAGCAAUUCCCAAGGGCACUUUACUUUCAUUACUGAUUUCAAUGAUCAGUUAUGCGCUCAUGGUGCUGUUCUCGGGCGGGGGCGCGCUCAGAAACGCUAAUGGAAACGUCACUGCUCUUAUAGUGAAUGGAACGCAGGUCCUGGACGGUGUGACGUCCUGCAGUGAUAACUUUGAAGACUGUAAAUAUGGACUACAUAACAGCUACUCCGUAAUGCAGCUAAUGUCAGCAUGGGGACCCCUCAUAUACGGUGGGUGCUGGGCGGCCACGCUGUCCACGGCGCUGACCAACCUGCUGUCGGUGCCGCGGCUGAUCCAGGCGCUGGGCGCGGACCGCAUCUACCCCGGCCUCAUCUUCUUCUCCAAGCCCUACGGCAGGCACGGCGAGCCCUACCGCGGAUACGUGCUCACCUUCCUCGUGUCGCUCAUGUUCUUACUCAUCGCGGACUUGAAUACGAUCGCGCCGCUGAUAUCUAACUUCUACCUCGCGUCGUAUGCUCUCAUCAACUUCUGCACCUUCCACGCCGCGCUCGUGCGGCCGCUGGGAUGGAGGCCUACUUUUCGGUAUUACAACGUAUGGAUAUCUAUGAUCGGGUUCCUGCUGUGUGUGGGCAUCAUGCUGCUGAUCGGUUGGAUGAUGGCACUUAUCACUUUCGCUAUAUUCUUCACGCUCUAUCUCAUCGUGCAUUAUCGGAAACCUGACGUUAACUGGGGAAGUAGUACACAAGCGCAAAUGUACAAAACAGCACUCUCCAGCGUGCACAGCCUGGCGCGCACCGGCGACCACGUCAAGAACUACUGGCCGCAGCUGCUGGUGCUCGCGGGGAAGCCGCAGGACCGCCCCGCGCUCGUCGACCUGGGGAACCUCAUUACUAAGUCCGGCUCCUUGAUGAUUGUUGGGGAUAUAUCACAGCAAAAGCUAUCAUACAAGGAGCGGUCUCACCGCGCGCGCUCGGGCGAGGAGUGGCUGCGCGGGCGCAAGGUGCGCGCCUUCACCGCCGCCGUGCACGGCUUCCCCUUCGAGUGCGGCGCGCGCGCGCUCAUGCAGGCCGCCGGCGUCAGCAAGCUGGCGCCCAACGUGCUGCUCAUGGGGUACAAGGCGGACUGGGAGAGCGCGGACAGAAGUGCGCUUGAGGCGUAUUUUAAUGUAUUGCACUCGGCAUUCGAGAGCCGGCUGGCGGUGGGCAUCGUGCGCGUGGCGGGCGGGCUGGACUACAGCGCGGUGGGCGCGGGCGACGCCGCCAGCGGCCUCACCGCCGCCUCCAGCGCCGGCGACCUGCGCGUGCGCGCGCCCAUCAUGCACGCCGACUCCGACCUGGACAUACGCGCUGACCAUCCACCGAGGAGUAACCUUAAUCUGUUGACUCUAACGUCGUCACGGUCUUUCACGAUAUCCGAGAAAAGUGAUUCGUCGAAGAAGAAGGAGAAGAAGGCGUUAGACAUCCACCGCCAGGUCGUGUACAAGUCGGCGUCGGGCGUGGAGGUCUCCGCCGAGCAACUCUCACACAUGACCAUAUUUAAGAGGAAACAGGAGCCGGGCACCAUCGACGUGUGGUGGCUGUACGACGACGGCGGGCUGACGAUGCUGCUGCCGUACAUCGUGUCGCAGCGCGCGGCGUGGGCGCGCACGCAGCUGCGCAUCUUCGCGCUCGCCAACCGACACCACGAGCUCGAGCUCGAGGAGAGGAACAUGGCGAACCUGUUGGCCAAGUUCCGUAUCGACUACUCGUCGCUGACGAUGGUGCAGGACAUCACGGAGCCGCCGCAACCAGACACCAAGCAAAUGUUCGACGAGCUUAUUAAGAAGUUUACUGAAGAACAUGGCGACGGCAGCAUCAGCGCGACGGAGCAGGCGACGCUGGCGGAGAAGAGCAACCGACAGCUGCGCCUGCGCGAGCUGCUGCGGCACAACUCCGCCGCCGCGCGCCUCGUCGUCAUGUCGCUGCCCAUGCCGCGGAAGGGCUCGGUGUCGGCGCCGCUGUACAUGGCGUGGCUGGAGAUGCUGAGCCGCGACCUGCCGCCCGUGCUGUUCGUGCGCGGCAACCACACCUCCGUGCUCACCUUCUACUCC